Molecule: messenger RNA, 2567 nt
Organism: Danio rerio (zebrafish)
Lineage: Eukaryota; Metazoa; Chordata; Actinopteri; Cypriniformes; Danionidae
Source: RefSeq, a predicted model, not a curated record
GUUUAGGGAAGGAGGAGGGUAGGUCGGUGGAUUGGCUGGUCGCCCAGUCAAUAAUUCAGUCAGUCGUCAGCUGCCUCCGGUGGGUUCACAUGAGAACAGCACGGGUGAGAGCGACACUCGCGAGAGGCAUUUGAGAUAUGAAAAAGCACACACCCUCUCGCAGAUUCGCAAAUACUAAAGCUGCAAAAAUACGUACCUCCCGGGACAUAUUUUGUGGUCUCCAGAAAUGUCCGCGGGACUACGUUUUCAGAAUGAGCCUGGGUUGAAUAUUAUAGCCUUGAGAGUGAUCUCUGGACCAGUACAAAACCUUCAAUUGAACAGAACACACUAACAAUGUAACAAGCACUGUAGAUUUCUUCAGAAAUGUAAACAUGUAGUCACGUUUUACAUGCUUGCCUCUUGAGUCUGAAACACUUUUUUUUCUCACAGUAAUAAGACUGCAGAACAUUUGAGCUCAACUCUUGCAAGGCAAACGAAAACCCACAAAAGAGCAAAGGUAAACCAUCCUGUUCAUUGCUUUCAUGUUUUCUGUAUUAGUGUGUUACAAAUUCAGUUGGUCUAGCUAACAAUCAUCACAUAUGUAGUGUAGUAAUAAAUAACUUAAAGAAAAGAAGAGGCUAUCUUACUAUAAAAGUAAAGCUGUGUUUGGGCAGAUCAUUAAAAGUGCUUUUAAGUGGUCGGUGUGUGCAGACUCAGAGUGUGUCAAACCACAUGCUAACACCACUGCUCAGCUGUUAUGACUACCUAAGCUGUUCAUGUUGUAACUGGUUAACUAUUCACAUAGAAUAUUGUUCAGCCUAAUUAUUUAUUUUGUGCCAAUACAGCACUUUGAGCCAUUUAAAGUGGAGUGUUGCACUUUUCUUCUUAUAAAUAGAGAGAACAUUUUAGUACUGUAACUUCCUCUUAAAACGUGCAGCAUGGUGAGAGCCAAUCGAUUCAUUGCUACUGCAGUCAGUAUGAAACUAGUCUGCAGUCUGCAAAAGACCCUACCCCACUUAACCUAUAUAGGAAAACCAAUAGCCUGAAAAAAAAAAAAACUAUAAUACAUCAUGAUUUUUUGACUGAUCUCAUACGAUUCGAUCUUAUCUGAUCUCAACUUCCUUUCUUCGUUUGGAAGGUCACAGGGAAACACCACAAUCCCACAAUCUCAGAACUCUUCUAGAUCGCUGAUCAUGAGUUCUACAGCUGGCUUGUUAAGUCAGAACUCCUCUAGAUCGCUGAUCAUGAGUUCUACAGCUGGCUUGUUAAGCAUCACUGCACAGUCUCUGUGGACUGAAAUGGAAAACAGCAGCAUCCCUGAUCUGAAUAUUCAUACAUCUUACAUACCAAACAUGGAUGAGCCAGUUAGCGAUCAGCCAACUACCCCUGCUCAUUACAGUUAUGAUGAUUACUACAACUCUGUUGAUCCUGACUCAGCACCCUGUGUUUAUCCAGCACAUGGAGCUAGCAUCCUCCCAGUCUUAUACUCCCUGUUUUUUGUGGUGGGCUUUCUGGGUAACGCUCUGGUUAUCUGGGUGGUUUUGAUGGGUGUCAAGCUGAGAAGCAUGACUGAUAUCUGUCUCCUGAACCUGGCUAUAGCUGACCUGCUCUUGGUCUCCUCACUUCCCUUCCUGGCGCACUAUGCCAGAGACCAGUGGAUCUUUGGUGAUCAUAUGUGCACUAUGGUGCUCAGUGUCUACCACAUAGGAUUCUACAGUGGGAUUUUCUUCAUUGUAAUGAUGAGCGUCGAUCGAUACCUUGCUGUAGUUCAUGCUGUGUUCGCCUUGAAAGUCAGAACAAAGACAUACGGGAUCUUAGCUAGUUUAGUCAUAUGGGUCGCUGCUGUCACUGCAUCCUUUCCCGAGUUGAUACACCUCAAAACCACAGUUACAAAUAAUCAAACUCUUUGUGCGUCUUAUCCGACAACUGAUCAAUGGUCGUAUCAUGAUUCAAAGACAGCCGGAAUCUUUAAAAUGAACGUCAUAGGUUUAAUCCUCCCACUUUCUGUGAUAGGAUUCUGUUACUCGAUGAUUCUCAUCAAACUGCUGACCGUUCGCUCAUCCAGGAGGCAGGCCAUGCGUCUUGUCGUGGUGGUGAUGGUGGUCUUCUUCUGCUGCUGGGCUCCAUAUAACAUCGCAGCUUUUUUUAAAGCCUUGGAGCUGAAAAAAGUCUUAACUCAUUCCUGUGAAAGCAGUAAGGCGAUCACUUUAAGUCUGCAGAUCACAGAAGCUGUGGCGUACUCACAUAGCUGUGUGAAUCCGUUUCUCUAUGUGUUCGUGGGAGAGAAAUUUAGAAAGCAUCUUUUCAGACUUCUGAACAGGACACCGUUCAGCAGACUGCAGUUCAUGAAGAGUUAUAUCAUACAGGCCACAGGAUCUGUUUAUUCACAGACAACUAGCAUGGAUGAGAGAUCUUCAGUCGCAGUCUAAGCCCCAAUCCCAAUUCUAUCCCCUUAGCACUUCCCCCGUUCCCGUGAAGAGGUAGGAGUGUCCCAAUUCACUUCAGCUUGAAGGCGUGGGGCUAAGGGGAAGGGGUAGAUGCCCCUUUGAACAGAGAUUUUUCAGGGGCACACUCGAAACCAAAGGGUA